Molecule: messenger RNA, 1142 nt
Organism: Folsomia candida
Lineage: Eukaryota; Metazoa; Arthropoda; Collembola; Entomobryomorpha; Isotomidae
Product: transmembrane protein 70 homolog, mitochondrial
Exons: 3
Coding region: 168-1010 (280 amino acids)
Biological process (GO): mitochondrial proton-transporting ATP synthase complex assembly
Cellular component (GO): mitochondrial membrane
Source: RefSeq, a predicted model, not a curated record
AUGUGUGUGUCCUGAAAUGAUGACAAUAAUAUCUGCUCGCCCGGCUAGGAAAAAGUUCCAUCAGGAAAUGGAGACGGAUUAACCAUAAUUCACCCUUGUCAAAUUAUUGACUGACUGAGGAUAUUGGAUUCAAGGCUAGUACUAAUUAAGGAGUUAUUGAAGGAAUUAUGGCAAAACGACUCUAUUCACUAGUUCACUGCCAUGGCGUGAGUUCAAGGACGCAUCCUCAUCCUCAACACGUCUGGUCAACCUGGAAAUGCUAUCCUUCACGACUUUUCAGCAUGAAUCAUUUAUCGCUCAGUAGUGCUCAAAUUUCGCAAUGGUCGAGAUGUCCUACAAGAUUGCGAAAACUUUCUACCGUAGCAAAACUAAAGGUGCCAGCGUCAACAAGAUUUGCGUCACCUGAAAAUUCAGACAUGGAACCGGAAGGAGACACGCCUUAUGUCGUUUACGACGGAGCACUUAAACGUCAGCUGAAGCACAUCAAGAUAUUCUCUUUGGCCACAUCCAUGGGUGGCUUACCACUGCAGCCAAUCAUUUUUAAUAGUUCUGGUGAACAUGGAAUGGCAGCAACAAUUGCGAUGCUCAGCAUGGUCGGUUUCUUCACCUAUUGCACACCCAUUCUCAUUCACCAGUUGGCCAAGAAGUAUGUCACAGAAAUUUCCUAUGACCCAAGGACUCGGUUGUACACGGCGAUAACGUAUUCAUUCUUUCUUAGGAAAAAGGAGCUAAUAUUUCACAAAGAAGACGUCGUCGUUCCCGACGUUCCUGGACCUUUUACAUCCGUUCUGGUGAAAACGAAGGAGAAUCCAACAAAAUUAAUCCCACUGUUCUUCGCAAUGGAGUCAUUUAUUCACCCGAAUCACUAUGGGUUGAUUAUGGGGUAUGACAAACCCUUGGACUUGCACAUCAGACCUGAAGACAUUGCUGCUGCAGUGGAUAGGAAAGCUUUCGAGAAAAGUACAAGUAAUAAAAAGCCACCCAACUCUCCACCACCACGACCAGUGUGACCCAAUUAAUUAACCUAUAAAUACUGAUCCGUGUGUGCAAGCAAAGGUUAUCAAUAGUUUUGGGAUCUAGUCAUUAAGAUUUGUCCUCAGCAGAGUUGUUUAAUGUUUAUUAAAAAAACUGUUCACGUUCAA